Molecule: messenger RNA, 9216 nt
Organism: Cydia strobilella
Lineage: Eukaryota; Metazoa; Arthropoda; Insecta; Lepidoptera; Tortricidae
Gene: Ndfip
Product: NEDD4 family-interacting protein 1-like
Exons: 6
Coding region: 161-847 (228 amino acids)
Biological process (GO): vacuolar transport; ubiquitin-dependent protein catabolic process; metal ion transport
Cellular component (GO): endoplasmic reticulum; Golgi apparatus; perinuclear region of cytoplasm
Molecular function (GO): WW domain binding
Source: RefSeq, a predicted model, not a curated record
ACAGAGUACAUUGAGGUGUUUAGCUGAUUAUUUUACGUCGUUUUGUGAUUGAUUAAAAUAUUAAAGUCCUAAAACUUCUAAAAUAAUUCAAAAAUAUCUACUUUUAAGUGUAUUAGCUCGAAGUAUUGUUCUAGUUUCACAGUAACUACCGAUUUGCCGCAUGUUCGACGAUAACAAAAUGAACCAUCCUCAAGGGGAUAAUAUAUGCCCGCCGGCGCAUUUAAGAGUCAUAUUACCAGCGUCAAUAGACUCCAAUAUGCAGCCACAUUUCAUCGAUAUGAACAACACACAAGACAUACCCCCGCCGCAGGCCGAUUUCUCGGCCCCGCCGCCAUACGAUGUGGCCGCCAAUUCGAAACUGCCCACAUACGAGGAGGUGCAGAGAGAGAAGCAGAUGGAAGGGGAAGGGUUACCACAGAUCCAAGGCCCCCUACCGCCUCCCCUGCCUACGUUCGCGGCGUUCGUCACAGUAGAGCCUACAGAGGGCACAGGCGAACAGCUGGACCCUGAGAACAGCCUGCUUGGCACUGAUGUGAUGUUCCUCACUUCGUUCUUCGUGGCAUUCCUAUUCAACUGGAUCGGUUUCCUGCUCCUGAUGUGUUUCUGCCACACGGUGGCGUCGCGCUACGGCGCGCUGGCCGGCUUCGGUCUGUCUCUGGCCAAGUGGACGCUCAUCGUGAAACACUCCACCGAGCUCGCCAGCCACGAGAACUCUUGGCUGUGGUGGCUCAUCAUGGCCUUCGGUAUCCUGAUCUGCGUGCGCGCCAUCAUCCAAUACCUGAACAUUAAACGCGGUUGGCGUCUACUCUCCGGCACGGCUCAAGAACGGCUCCUAUUCUUCUACUGAUCUCCUUCACACCCACUUACGACUACAUAUGCGAGAGGGAGACGACUAUGGUUAGUUAACCUUCACUAGGCCAUAUGGUUCGCGCCAAUUCCAAUCUCCACUUCUACUGAUCUCGCUCACAUCCGCUUACGACUCUACAUGCGAGAAAGAAACGGAUAUACCUUUCCACAUCUUCUAUAGAUCUUUUCAUGUGCGGAAGGGAGACGGUUAUAGUUCUUGCUGUUUGAUCUACAUUUAACUAGGAGUAAGAGCGUGUUUUCCUCUUUUAUUAGUUAUUCCUCGCACGUACUAUGCGGGAGAGAGAUGGCUAUACCAUCGCCCACACUGUUAACCCUUAUUACAUAAGGCAUAAGGUCCACUGAUGGAUAUGUUGCUGUUUGUACAUUGUUUUUUUGGUUGGUACUUGGAGCGUGUAUGAGAAGAAAAUUUAGAAAAACCGGCCAAGUGCGAGUCGCACUCGCGCACGAAGGGUUCCGUACCAUUACGCAAAAAACGGCAAAUCACGUUUGUUGUAUGGGAGCCCCCCUUAAAUAUUCAUUUUAUUCUGUUUUUAGUAUUUUUUGUUAUAGCGGCAACAGAAAUACACCAUCUGUGAAAAUUUCAACUGUCUAGCUGUUCAUGUAACGGUUCAUGAGAUACAGCCUGGUGACAGACGGACAGACAGACGGACAGCGGAGUCUUAGUAAUAUAGGGUCCCGUUUUUACCCUUUGGGUACGGAACCCUAAAAAGUAGUCUUUUCAGAAUGUCGCAGGUUUGUUCUACAAACGUUCCCUUUCACGCCCACUGACGUCUGUGUGUACGGAAAAGAGAUAAGUAUAUGACUGGAUGCACUCAUAUUUUUACACGGUGUGAGUAAUCUUCUAGCGUACUCCCUCGCACUCGCUGAAACCUUCAUUUGUGGAAGCAAGACUGCUAUGAUUCGAUAUCGUUUGUAAAACCAGGAACAGCUUUGAUUUUAAGUGUAUUUCUGGUUACGCAUUAAAAAUCAAGUGACGUUAAUUCUGAAAAAGUAUGGUCGCAUUUUUUUUGGUUAAAAUACCAUAUUGUGUAAAACAUUUUACAUAAUGUCAAUAUCGGAGGAAAAUGGGGAUUAUGUUAGUAUGCACUUUUUUCUUAAUAACAAUGUGUUUAAAAACUGUAACUUUUCUGUAUAUUAAAGAAAAAGUGACGAAGCCCUCCAGUGGUGAAGGCCGGAUUCGAACCGGCGUCUAACGCCAUGAACCCCUAGGCCACCCCGCCACGGCGGUGCCCGUCCGAAUUUCUCGACUAUAUGCCAUCUUAGUAAGACUAGGCGUCUUUGACCAGCUCUAGGCUUUUUUUUUUCUUUAAUAUAUGACAUCUAUCACAGUUUUUAAUUUAUAUAUAGUAGUGUGACUACUUAAAAAAAAACACAAAUCAAAAUAUUUAAUAAAAUAAUUUGAUUUGUUCCCAAACUUGUUCAACAAUGUGUUUGUCAAUAAAAUUUCAUCAAUAAAUAUUGAUCAAUAAGUAUUGAUCAAUAAAUAUGGUUAAAUCUUCGUGUUAUUGUUGUAAUGUAGGCCAGUAUUUAUAAUGAACCAAGGAUGUAUGUACAAAUUGAGUGUAUUCAAUUUUGAACUCUAUUGAGGUAAAGCUAGGUAUGGUUUAACUGUGAAUAUUUGUGCCAUUUUCAACCAAAAGGGUACUUACUGUCGGUUGUCAAUAAGGCGCUAUUUCCAUAUGGCUUCAAUUUGAAAUCUACCAUCGACAAGCGACAAUGUGGUACCUUUUGGUUAAAACGUCACAUAUGUCUAUACACUUAUGUCUCUUUGACAACAAUACGUUGUUGUUAUGCAUCACAUUCUAUGGUAAGUUAGAAAAUAUCUCGAUAUAAGUGAUUGUUCAAUUCAAAUAAUUUAAUGAAUAAAAAUAGUGACUGCUAUAUCUACGGAUUAAUUAAUAUCAAUGAAAUGAACUGAAAUGAAAUUUAUUGAUGUAUGUUGAGAAUGGGUUACAUAUUCAGCUUAAAUUGCUACUAAGUAGUCUCACCAAACUAACUUUUCAGGCGUCCAGUACAUUUAAGGACGACACACAAUCACAUUAUAUAAUAUGAUUUAUUCGGGAGUUAAUUUUAAUAUCCGCUUUCAAUGCAUGCUGUUGUGUGUUUGACCUUAACUCUGAUACGUGUAUGUAGUCAAAAUCACUUUAGAAUUUGAGUCGUUUUCAAGCAAAAGGUACCACAUUGUCGCUUACCAUAAGGACGAAAAUUGCUUCUAUUUUUAGACAAUGUUGUACCUUUUGCUUGAAAACGACACAUUUAUUUUUAUUUUUGGCAUAAAUAAAAACAAAUUUUCAUUCCAUUUAACGUUUUGAGUACGAAAAAAUACUGAAUGGCAAAUCGCUGAAACCAUGUAGAACCUCAAGUAUGGGAAUUUAAUAAAAAUCACAUUUGAUACGAUUUCCUGCCUAAUUAACUGGUCCAUGCAACUUUUUAUAAUUUUUUCACAUUUAAUACGCUUUACCGUUCGACGUGGUUCCUUCAAAAUCUUGUUAAGGGUCUCUGGCAAGCUCGGUUCUCCAUACGUUUGUAGUUCCGCUCUCAUUUUAAAACGACUAGCUAGAUUGCUCUGAAACUGUACUUACAAUAGGAUAAGGUAUAUCCAUGUCUGUAAUUAGUUAGCUUCAGAUACCAAAGUAAAAAAAUUACAGCGAAUGUAAGUUUUUCAUACGAAACUUGUUUUUGCUCUAUUUCGUUUGUUUUAUAAACUGGAGCUAUAUAAACUAACUACAGGCAGAUAUAACUCUUGUCAUUGUAUGUGCAAUGUUUAAUUACAAUCCAACACGUAGUUUUAUAAUGAGCACGAAAUUCCGUUUGUAUGGGAAGGUGAAAUUCGGCUGAGCUUGCCUGGGACUCUUUUAGUCAUUUUAUGGACGAUAGAGGCAAGGUGAUAAGGAGAAAACUCUAAUAUGGGAAAACAGUUGCAAAACUGUCCAGCUGUCACUGUCAGCUAUAAAUAACAGUUCCAAAUCUCUCCACAGUGGCGCUAGAGUAGCUAUGAACUUAGCCGUUAUUGACGGAGUGCAGUGCGCUCUCAAUGAUUUGAAUUUUAGGGUUCCGUACCCAAAGGGUAAAAACGGGACCCUAUUACUAAGACUCCGCUGUCCGUCUGUCUGUCCGUCUGUCACCAGGCUGUAUCUCGUGAUCUGUGAUAGCUAGACAGCUGAAAUUUUCACAGAUGAAGUAUUUCGGUUGCCGCUAUAACAACAAAUACUAAAAACAGAAUAAAAUAAAGAUUUAAGUGGGGCUCCCAUACAACAAACGUGAUUUUUGACCGAAGUUAAGCAACGUCGGGCGUGGUCAGUACUUGGAUGGGUGAUCGUUUUUAUAGUUAAUGGUACGGAACCCUUCGUGUGUGAGUCCGACUCGCACUUGGCCGGUUUUGUUUUCAUAAAAUAUUUAAGGUUUUUUGACGAACCAUUUUUAUACAUACAGAGUGCUCUCCUUACCUUAACCCUCCAUAAAUCAUUUCCUUACACUUCAAUACAUUUAGGUAGGUAUAGUUGGUCAAACCAAAUUGUCAGUAGUGUUACUAGUGUAAGACAAAGAUGUAUGAUUCUCUCUGUCUAUAGUCGAAAUGAGACAGUCCUUUGACAAACUAUAUCUUGUUAUUAUUGUAAAUCGCUUGCGUUUUUUGUCGAUACAAAUUUAGCAAUUACUAAUAAGAGAGUUAUUUUUAUAUUGCAAAACAAGUUUUUGCUAGCACCGGGUUUUUACUAUUUUAUAGAAUUUAGCUUAUUCCGUCAUACGGGUGUUUCCCACAUCCUUCUUUGUGCUCAUAAUAUAACUAUAAUAACUUUAUAAAUAAUAAGUUUCGAAAUAAUUGACUGGUUUAAAAUGGUUGCGUCUAUAGACUAAAUACGUCAAUCGCUUAGGUACUGUCAGACGGGUGUACGAUCACAGAUUUUAAUAGGGAAUAUUACGAGAAACUCUGCGUAGAGGGCGUCACUAGCACAAUCACGGGGCCUACCGCGAAACACGAAAAUCGAAAGUCCGAUUUCUGCCUCUUAUCACUCUUGCAUAUUCGAUCGAUAGAGAGGCAGAUAACGAAAUUUCUCCAUAGCUAAUUCAGGCCAGUAACGCGUUUAUGAAUAACGCCAAAAGAAUUUAAUUACUGACCCAUUUUGUACCUUGUCACAGUGACAAUAGUAUGAGGUCUCUAGCGACUUUAAUAUUGAUUAAUGAUUGUCACUGACAGUGACUCACUGUGACAAGGUACAAAGUGGGUCGGAAAUUAAAUUGUUUGACUACUUUCGAACGCGAACUAUAUAAAUAUAGUUGGUCAAGCAAAUCUUGUCAGUACAAAAAUCCGGUAAAUUUAAAAAAUGUAGGCGCGAAGAGAUAUUGCCCCAUAGAAAAUUUGAAUUUCGCGUCUUUUUCAACUGACAAGAUUUGCUUGACCAACUAUACAUAUACAUAUAUCUUUUAGAAAAGAAUUCCAGGGUGGCAGAUGCUUUUGGCGCGUUGUUUCAUUUUAUAUCUGACUGUGUACAGAUUGAUUUUCGUCGACGUGAUGUAACCAACCAAUGGGGUUGGUAACUAUCAAAAUUUUGCAUAGAUGGCGCCAUCAUAGCUUGCCGCUUUCUCUAGUUUUGUUCUAUGAGAUUUGGCUUAAAGGGCUGGCAUCCAGGCCAAAAAAUUCAAAAAAAAAUUUUUGAGGCAAUACUAGGGAUUGACAGGGCAAGCUAUGCUGGUGCCAUCUGUAAAAUAAUUCGACCGGCCAACUAAUUGUUUAGAUACAAUAUUUUGUGCUUUAUAGGACUGAUAUGAUAACAAAAUUCUGCUUAAGUACUAUUUUGCUACUGUUUUGUAUGAUGUGACGUAAAUUACUUUUUUCAAAUGGGACAAGCAUUAUUAUGAAAUGUACAUUUGAGAGAAUUGAAAAGGGGUUUUUUUUAUCCGUUGUGACCCGAUGAGACUGUAUCAUUGUACAUUUUUAACUUGCAGUUCGUAAACGACGUCCACGAGGUUGUGGACGAUGUAGAUACAGUCACUCAUGUUACUCUUCGAAUGCCGCAAAAAUAUGUAUUCGCACGCUCAUUACGGCCCGGCCACGACAUCGCGCGGCGGCCAUAGGUGGGAACGAAAGGUCCGGCGCUGUGUCUCGCUCCAACCUAUGGCCGCCGCUCACCGCUGCCGCCGCCGCGCGAUGUCGUAGCCGGGCCGUAAGAGCGUCACAAACCUGACACGAUCUUAUUUGUAGCCAUAAGGCUCUAUCAAUAAGAUCGUGUCAGAUAUUUUUGCGGCCAUCGUUGUGUACCUAACAUAUUAUCGCAGGUACUUGAAUAUAUUUAACAGUUUUGAAUGAUACACGGUUAGUUUAUCAUAUCCCGGGAUAUGAAUCUUAACCGGGAUCGGGAGCUCGAAAGCAAUACAAAAAGGUAAACACGGUCUAUAUCGCUGCUAUACUUACUCAACCUCGUAUCUGCAACACUCAUUUGAUGACAAAAACACCCGUAUUCCGAAUGAAAUAAAAACGACAUUUCCAUCAAAUGAUUGUUGCAGAUAUGAGGUUGAGUAAGUAUAGCGACAAUAUCCCGGACAGUAUAAGUAUGUUGAAUUUAUUUGCUUGGUUUUUAAACGCAAUGCGAUAUCUGUCGAUAAAGGACAGAUUACCUAGAAGAUUUUUUCAAGAUGAUAUGCUAAUCCGUUUUAAUACGAAUAGUAUUGUUUAUAUUUAUUGGCUAUUGUGUAAAUAUAAUGUUUAUCAUAAAAACGUUUCUGUUGUAUUUUUUUAAUUAAUUCUGUAUAUAUAUACACUUUCAAUUUGAAAAGACAUUAUUGAAUGUUUUAGUAAAUUUUACUGAUUGAUAUUUUAAGAUUUUUAAAUUCCAGUUAAGAAUUGUGUUGCUUUUAGUAUUCAAACACAAGUAUAGCUAAGGUUUUAAACUAAGCACCAAACUUGCUAGAUUGCGAAUAUAUGGGGCAUUUUCUAUGAAAAGGGACCUUAUUGUCGAUGGCGCUUACACCGCACAGCGUCGCGCGGCAUUGUAUUUAUAUCGGAGCAUCGUCUAUAAUGGCGUAAGCGCCAUCGACGAUAAGGUCCCUUUUUAUAGAAAAUACCACAUAUGAGUUUUAAAUUUAAUAUUUUUUAGUGCAAUAAUGUCUAAUAGUUCACUAUAUAAUAUAAUAUUGCUUAUAUAAUGUAAGUUAAGAUUUAUUUAGUUAUAGAAUAAAAGGGUGAAAACAAAUUUAUUUUUAAACGAAUUAUCUUAUUAUUGACUUUAGUUUAGAAUAAUAUGUGACUACAAAAGGUCCUAAGAAUAUAUGACAUAAAUUAUCAUGUCAUAAAAUAUUUUGUGCUCAGAUAUUGUUGUAAAAAAUAAAACUAAAUGAAAAUGUAAAUUGGCAUUAUUAAAUAUUCUUUUAUUUAAUAUUUGGAAUAUUGAUUCACACUGCAAGGCGCUGUCAAGAUUCUACACAAAUGUUUAGGCGAAUACGGUCAUAAACACAUAACUCAAUAUAUUUAAUAAGAAAAUCCUUUAUUCACACUUAGCGAGCUGCAAAAGUGCAUGGCCACUAUGAAUGAAUCCUAUUCAUAAUGUAUCCAUGCCAUUUUACACUUUUACAGCUCGUAUAUUUACACCCUUUGUACUUGUGUAGGACAGUCAGCAAAACUAUUAGCUUAGCACAUGGAGACUAUAUAAAGGAGCCGAAAUACUACCAAAAACAACCAACGUAAUUUGGUCGGGUUAUUUGUUGCCUUAUAUGGUUCAUGUUAUACUCACUAUUAUUUGAAGCUGAAAGCUAUGGAUGGUAUAGAAAGGAUGCCAAUCUCUUAUGGCAGAAUUGUUGCAAAAGUGACCGCUUUCAGCUUUAAAUAAUAGUUCCUAAUCUCGCCGGUGGCGCUAGUUAGGCUCUGGGACAUGAGUAUAACAUGAACCAACAAAUAACCCGACCAAAUUACGUAGGUUGUUUUUGGUAGUAUUUCGGUGUAUAGUGGCGCCGCCUAAUUACUGUUUUUUGAGGGACACUUUUCAUGCAUAGAGAUUUGGCUCCUUUUUAUAGUCUCCAUGCUGAAAGCGGUCACUUUUGCAACAAUUCUGCCAUAAGAGAUUGGCAUCCUAUAGGUUAGCAACCCUGCAACCUGCAUGCAUAUUUUGUAUGGAGUUGUUUACAAAGAUACAAGUCGCUACGUUACCAAUCAUUUAUUUCGAUAUGUGACAGUUUCUUAUAUAGGUUCUAUGAAAUACUAGCGUUAUCUAGUUUGCGUCGGGAACAACGACAUCUUUGAGGUAAUUUGGACAACAAACUAAAGCUUGUAAACUAAAUAUCGGCUUGAACAGGAGUGCUAAGCUAAUAGUUUUUCCGAUUUUACGACCACACUAUGCGUUUUCAUCCACAUCUUACGUCUUCAGCUUUUAAUGGGGUUGGCAACUGCCAAAGGUUUGCAGAGGUGGCGCCAUCAUAGCUUGCCCCUUUUUCUAUGAGAUUUGGCUUAAAGGUCAUUAAAAAAACAAAAAUUUGACACAAAUCUAGGGAUUGACAGGGCAAGCUAUGCUGGCGCCAUCUGCUAAUUAUUUCGACCGGCCAACCCCAUUGAUAAAGCGGACUGGUGUGGUGUGAACGUGCAGUCAAGGGCAUAAAUAUAUACAUUCCCAAAGUUUCAAAAAUAUGUGUACGCUCCUACACCUUAAACAAUAAAGUUGUGUUCACAUAUUUUUGACCCAUUUGUCUGGAUCGAUAUUUUUGCCUUUGACUGUACCGUUACCUUAUAUUUUGGGAGUGCGUUGCAGUGAAUCCAGUGUUCAUUAUUAAUAUAAAUUAAUUUUUAAAAUACUUAGUGCAGUUCCAUGUGUUGAACUGAGAUACUAAGGUCAUAAAGCCGUUAUUUGCAAAGCUUAUUGUAAUAAAAUCUCAGAAAUGUUACUUGAACCAUAGAUAGAUACUUGUACCCACUACUAGUGUAAGACAAAGAUAGUAUGAUUCUCUCUGUCUAUGUUUGAAAUGAGACAGUCCUUUGACAAACUAUAUAUAGAUAGCCGGCCUUAGUGCCUCAGUUUGCACACAAUUUUACCAUUGAAUAUUUGAUGUCAAUUUGUGGAUAGGGAGCGUGCAUACUGUAGGGGGCAGCACAGGAGACUUCAGAUUUUUGGCGCGAGGCGUAAAUGUGUAGUUUAUGCUUCCAAAGUAGCCCACAAGAUGGCAGCACUUGCUUUGGAUUGAAGUGUCAAUGUACAUGUGAUGUACAUGUUUAUGGUUCUGAUUCAGGCCACAAGAUGGCAGACCCUCCAACGCGCACGGUCCCUAUAGCGUAGUUCGAAACUCUUGUAAAUAUUCCUCUCUGUGACACGCUUCGGUUUGUAUUGUUACAGUGUCGGUAUUCACUUUGAAUAAAAAGAUUUAUUUGAU